Messenger RNA from Pseudopipra pipra, 3868 nucleotides. RefSeq names its product aldehyde dehydrogenase 1 family member A2 (gene ALDH1A2). The record is from RefSeq and is a predicted model, not a curated record. The transcript is spliced from 14 exons. Bases 235 to 1677 code for a protein of 480 amino acids. NCBI's taxonomy places the organism in Eukaryota, Metazoa, Chordata, Aves, Passeriformes, Pipridae. Gene Ontology annotation, molecular function: aldehyde dehydrogenase (NAD+) activity.
UAAAGUUAUGGAGAAGAUUAUUCUGGAAGAUAUUGAAAAACACAUGAAAGGCAACGCAGUCACUGGUCACAGGCAGCACGGUUUCAGGAGAGGAAAGUCCUGCUUAUCAAACCUGAUUUCCUUCUCUGACAAGGUGGUGGAAGAGGAAUUGCUGUCAGGAAGAGUGACAGGACACGUCUGCCAUGUUCUUCUGGGGACCUCUCUGGGGGUGACUGUAGACCAGGAGUCUGUGCCAUGAUUUUCAUCAAUAAUGAGUGGCAGAAUUCCGAAAGUGGGAGAAUAUUCCCAGUAUAUAAUCCAGCAACAGGAGAGCAGAUCUGUGAGAUUCAGGAAGCUGACAAGGUCGAUACGGACAAAGCAGUGAGGGCAGCCCGGCUCGCAUUUUCUCUGGGCUCUGUUUGGAGGAGAAUGGAUGCAUCGGAAAGGGGCCAUCUUUUGGAUAAGCUGGCAGACUUGGUUGAGAGAGACAGGGCAAUUCUUGCUACUAUGGAAUCCCUGAACAGUGGUAAACCAUUCUUGCAAGCUUUCUACGUCGAUCUCCAGGGAGUCAUAAAAACCCUGAGGUAUUAUGCCGGUUGGGCAGACAAAAUCCAUGGAAUGACCAUUCCUGUAGAUGGAGAUUAUUUUACGUUUACAAGACAUGAACCCAUCGGAGUGUGUGGACAGAUCAUCCCUUGGAACUUCCCCCUGCUGAUGUUUGCAUGGAAGAUUGCUCCAGCUCUGUGCUGUGGAAAUACAGUAGUUAUUAAACCAGCAGAACAAACACCACUUAGCGCUCUCUAUAUGGGAGCCCUCAUCAAGGAGGCUGGCUUUCCUCCAGGAGUUGUCAAUAUUUUGCCAGGAUUUGGUCCAAUUGUUGGUGCAGCCAUUGCCUCCCAUGUUGGCAUUGAUAAAAUUGCUUUCACUGGAUCCACUGAGGUUGGGAAGCUGAUCCAAGAAGCAGCUGGAAGGAGUAAUUUGAAGAGAGUUACACUGGAGCUGGGUGGGAAAAGCCCAAACAUUAUUUUUGCAGAUGCUGAUUUGGACUAUGCUGUGGAACAAGCUCACCAAGGGGUGUUCUUCAAUCAAGGUCAGUGCUGCACUGCAGGCUCACGGAUUUACGUGGAAGAAUCAAUCUAUGAAGAGUUUGUCAGAAGAAGCGUAGAACGUGCAAAGAGGAGAGUUGUGGGGAGCCCUUUCGACCCAACUACAGAACAAGGUCCACAGAUUGAUAAAAAACAAUACAACAAGAUCUUGGAACUUAUUCAAAGUGGAAUUACAGAAGGAGCAAAACUCGAAUGUGGGGGUAAAGGAUUAGGAAGAAAGGGCUUCUUCAUUGAACCUACGGUGUUUUCCAAUGUAACAGAUGACAUGAGGAUUGCCAAGGAGGAGAUUUUUGGGCCCGUUCAAGAAAUACUGAGAUUUAAAACCAUGGAUGAAGUUAUAGAGAGAGCCAACAAUUCUGAUUUUGGGCUGGUAGCUGCUGUCUUUACAAACGACAUAAACAAGGCCCUGACAGUCUCUUCAGCAAUGCAGGCUGGGACAGUCUGGAUAAAUUGCUACAAUGCCUUAAAUGCCCAAAGUCCUUUUGGAGGAUUCAAAAUGUCUGGCAAUGGGAGAGAGAUGGGUGAAUGUGGAUUGAGAGAAUAUUCUGAAGUUAAAACUGUGACAAUAAAGAUCCCUCAGAAGAACUCCUAAAGUGAUGAAGGACCGUGUUGUGCAGAAGAGCACGUGAUGCCACCUUCUCUAUUCCUUAUGGAGACCAGCACUCAGGAAUAAAAAGUGUUACACAAUAUAUAUUUAAGAAAUUAAGUUGCAACAUAUAUACUGGGCACAUAACUGCAUACAUAAUGCAAACCAGCUCUGCAUGUUUUCAUAAAACUCUCCUGAGAAUCAUUACAUCUUUAUAAAAGAAAUCAUUACAAGAGAUAAAAUUGCUAUUGGGCAUCAUUUAAUAACGGUUCUAGCUAUAAAACUGUUAAAUGCAAAUGCAUGCACACACACAUUUAUCUCUUCUUUAAAUAAACAAAAUAAGUCUCACUGCUUUCAGGCUGCCUUCUCAAACAGACCUGCCUCGUACUGACAUUGUUUCGACCAGGGCUCUAUAAGCCAGAUUUUACCCAAAACACUAACAGUGAACAAUACAAACACUGAUGUUCUUAAAAAAUUAGAGGCUCUGAACGGUGAUGACCCCAAACCUGGCAGACUGGCAACUUUCCAAUUAGCACAGUCACACUGGGGAGGGAAUCAAUCCACUAUACAGACAAUGAAAGCCAAAUACUUAUCAGUGAGGUCUGGCUUUCAUGGCUCAUGGUGAUUUGGAUUUCAAAGCUUAUUUUCAUAAUUACUUUAUGUUGUGCUAGAAGCAAAAAGUCCUCCUUCACUUACAGGAACUUGAACAGUUUUACCUGCCUGCCAAAAGAGCAAGGCCAGACAGGGUGGGAGGGUGUUAACGAGAACAGGAACAGAUCCCAAGCCUUCACAGAAUAUUUCAGCUUUCACUGCUUGUCUAGUUUUGUUAUUGUUGUUGUUGUUACUGUUGUUGCUUUCACCUUUUCUCUUUUUUUAAACAAGUAUAUGCAUAGGCAGGCUUCAUUUAUUUGUCUGCCAUUAAACUGCCUGUAAUUACACUGGGAAUCAUUAGGUUACAGCAAGAAGAACCCAGCCAAAGCCCACCUGUCAAGAAUUAAGCCUGACUUUAUUUUUUUACUGAAAGAUGGCUUGCCAUGCUCACCAUGCCUGUGAACCUCAAGUAGUGUUACUGGCUGGUACUGACUUUUCAAUUAUGUUUGGGGGUUUUUGGCCCAGAAUACAAAAUAUGAGCAAGUUCUUCUAGAAGUGAGGUGUUUAAAGCCUGUCACAUCGUUACCUGCUGCCCACAGAAUCUCUUCCAACUUGUAACUGACACACUAAACACUAUAUCUUUCUUCUUUCCAGCUGCAGAGCUCAUCGAUUCCCCAGACUUUUUUUUAAACAGGUUUCAUUUUAUGUUUUAAUUUAGAAUUAAGGAAAUCUAUUUUAAAAGUACAGUAAAUCAUCUACCCUGUGUAGCUACAUUAUCCGGGGUGUAAGGACAGAAUUAUGGCCUCAGGUAUAGGUUUUCCUGGCUGCAGAGCCUGUACCAUGAACUGUUGAAAACUCCAGACCUGUUCAGCAAAUAAUUUCUGCACGUUCUUAGCUUCCUUUACUCUCUGAGGAAUUCCUCUUAGAUUUGGAGUUGUAGGUGUCCUUCAACAUACUGCUGGAUUAGGACAAGAGUGUCCAGCACUUUGUAAUGUGGUGGCCCUCAAUAUUUCAUAACUCAUGUCAAACUGUAUAUGUGUUUUUAAAGCAAUACUUAUACAUGUUCUUAUUCAGAACUGACAGUACAUUCACAGACAUGGAGAUAAAUACAAGUAUUCCUGAGUUGUUAAAUUCAAAUGCCGUAUCCUUCUACUGUAGUGUUUGUCAGAGUGAAGAAAAACAAAAUACAGCAAGUAAGAGAUUAGUUAUCUUUUAAACUGCAAUAUAAAAUGUGAAAAAGGAGAUUUUACUUCUUUUCUCCUAUUUACUUAAAAAAGAAACUUCCUGUGCUAACAGCAUUUACACCAUGUACUCUUUUGUAUUCUUUUUGUGUAUUUUGUAUGUCUGUGCUUUAUUCCCAAUACAUUCAGGUAAAUAAUAUAGAGUUGCCAUUUUUUUCAACCCUGUCACUGCAGCUUCAUUUGAUGUACAUGGAUUUGUGAAAUCCUUUUUUAGAUGUACCAUCUGCAUGGAUCCAACAAAACAUUUUUCCAGUCCCUGCAGCUUUUUGUUACAGUUUUUAAUCAUGUAUAUAGUUAUAUGUUAUUAAAGAAGUAAAAGGAUAUUUUCUAUGAAGUUUUUUCCAUUAAAAAGGUUUAGAGAAAGA